This is a messenger RNA of Halichondria panicea, 915 nucleotides long. Its product is annotated as 2-aminoethanethiol dioxygenase-like. The transcript has 6 exons. Gene Ontology annotation, molecular function: oxidoreductase activity, acting on single donors with incorporation of molecular oxygen, incorporation of two atoms of oxygen. Lineage: Eukaryota; Metazoa; Porifera; Demospongiae; Suberitida; Halichondriidae. The coding region runs from base 47 to 781 and encodes 244 amino acids. The record is from RefSeq and is a predicted model, not a curated record. Gene Ontology annotation, cellular component: mitochondrion.
AUGACGGCCACGCCCAUCUAAACAAGACACUAGUGCAGUACUAUCAAUGGCGAGUCGAGGCAAGAUUCAGGUUCUCUACCAGCAGGCCAGACUAACGUUCUCUAAGAAGAAGGGCCCUUCUUUGGAGAAUGGAUUCUCAGAAGAGCUGGGCAAUCUAAAGACACUAGUGCACAGUUUAACGGCGACAGAUUUUGAUAUCACUCCGGAUGUGACUAAGAAGCGAUGGGAUUAUAAGCCAUACGUCACCGACUCGCCAGCUGCUUGCAUGGAGGUCUACGAAUGUCAGGACUUCAUUAUCGGCCUGUUUUUGAUAAAACCCCAGAAGUCCAUACCAUUACACAAUCAUCCUGGCAUGCAUGGAAUCAUGAAGAUACUACUGGGCAGUAUGACGGUGACCUCGUACACUCGCGCGGCCGCCGUCAGAGGACGUAGUGAUGGAGGCAGCAAAGGACAAGGUGAUGGAGGCAGCUUUUCCGCUAGCCUCGUGUCAAAGGUCACCUACACUCCUCAGAGCGAGCCGUGUUGUUUGGAACCACACUCACGCAACCUUCACGAGAUUGUUGCCAGCGAUCAGUCAGUGGUGUUCCUAGACAUACUGGGACCUCCAUAUAAUCCCAAGCUAGGCAGAGACUGUGCAUACUACUUCAGAGAGGAACCCUCACCAAGAGAUCACUCAGAAGAGGAGUCUAUUCUUCUGAAACCUGGUCCUAAUCCAGCGUGGUUUACAUGUAUCCCUUUGACUUAUUCUGGACCUAAAGUUAAUCCUUCAAUCAACAGUUAGUGGGCGGGGCUCCCUCCGUCCAUUUUUGUUAUUUGUUUGUAAAUCCCCGGCCCCUGAGUUCAGAGUUCAGUUAACUAACCAUCAUUAAUGUACGUACGUAACGUUGUACAAUAAUUAUUAUGUCACUGACCUUG